GUGCGAGUGGUAUGGUCUGCAGUGUCUCUUUACCUGUGAGGCUGUUGGCUCGUUAGGGAGCUGGGCAGGAGGGCAAAGCCUGUGGCUGCAUGCAUAGGCUGCAGGUGCGAUUAGGAUCACAGAUUGCUGCUUGCGGUGCAGUCCGGUCCAGUACAGCACAGAUUACAUGGCAUAGGAGGUGUUCCAACAUAAAUCAGAAUCGGCGCACUUUUACAAUAGCGUUGAAGGAUGAAUGUAAAUCACUACAGCACAAGACUGCUGCAAAACAGAUAUGGAGAACAUUGCACACCACACACAAAAACAGCACAACGAAAGAUGAACUUCGGCCAUCGGAGGAAGAGGUUGGAACUUUUACCAAGAUAAUUGAGGCAAUGGGCUUUACUGGACCACUUAAGUACAACAAAUGGAAAAUUAAAAUAGCUGCCUUGCGCAUGUAUACAUGCUGUGUGGAACGGAUAGAUUAUGAUGAAUUUUUUGAAAAAUGUAGUCUACCUGAUACACUGAAUUCUUGGUUCCUUGUGACUCAGCUACAUGUAUGGAUGUGUAUGGUCCGAAUGAAGCAGGAAGGACGAGCUGGGAAGUACAUGUGUAGAUUCAUUGUCUACUCUAUGUGGGAAGAUGCUGAGCAGCGUGGGAAAGUGAUGGGGAUUGAUUCAGGGGCCAUGAAGACCACUAUGAGAGCUUUAACUGAAAUAUUUUAUGCUUCAAUAUUUGGCUAUGAUGAGGGGAUUACGUCUGAUGACCGUGUUCUGGCUGCAGCUCUUUGGCGAAAUAUUUUUAAUAUGCAUUGUGAUGAUCCCCGGCAACUGGAACUAAUCGUUGAAUAUGUGCGCAAACAGAUGCAAUAUCUGGAUUCACUAAAUGGAGAAGAUCUUCUCUUAACUGGGGAAGUGUCUUGGCGCCCUCUGGUGGAGACUGAUCCUCAAAGCAUCCUGAAGCCAUCUACUCCAACAUACAAUGAUGAGGGACUUUAGAAAAACAGUAUUCCUCUCUGUGAUGCUGAACGUGGUGUGUUUAGUCCUGAAGACCAUCAAGGCGUACUCUUUAUGUGCAAUGAUACAGAAGCAGAAGAAACCAGAUGUUCUGAUAAUUCGAGUGGAUUAGUUUACAUUAUAAAUUUCAGGGAAUAGACUUAAAUAGUAUGGUCUCAUCCACAAAGUGUACUGGUGACAGGAGUGCCAGUAUUAUAGUGUUCUAUGCAAUAUCUGUCUUGGGCCUGUGCUCAUAGAGAGUCUCUCAAAUCUCAGAACACCAAAACACUGUAAUUUGUAGUUACUACUUUUCUUCCAGAGCAGAGACACAUACUCCUCACCAAAUAUUAUAUCAUCAUUUGCAAUUGUUAGGUACAUUGAAAGGGUCACUGCUGAUGAGAGAGACUGAGAAGGCACCUGCAUGGCUAAUUUUGUUUUUUCAAGCAUGGAAAUUGAAUAAAAAUGAUUUAAGGAGGUGUCUGAUUAAAAUAAUGGUAGCACUGUAACUGAUUUUCUAAUCCAUUCUGCAGUGUUCAAAGUAGCGUCUCUCAGUUUACAUUGCAAAUAUGGUUACCAAGUUCCUCUUGUAAAAAGACUACCUGUGCAACUGUGGUGUAGUAAGUUAUGCCGGCGGUCGGGCUCCCGGCGACCAGCAUACCGGCGCCAAAAUCCCGACCGCUGGCAUACCAAUAGCUGGGCGAGCGCAAAUGAUCCCCUUGCGGGCUCGCUGCGCUCGCCAUGCUGCAGGCAUGGUUGCGCGCCACACUUUAUUCUCCCUCCAGGAGGGGUCGUGGACCCCCAAGAGGGUGAAGAACUGUUGGUAUGCCGGCGGUCAGGAUUCCAGCGCCGGUAUGCUGGUCGCCGGGAGACCGACCGCCGGCAAAGUGAAGACCACCCGUGCAACUGAAUGCUGCGAUGGCUCUAUGAACAUGAGCACCCAAAGAAAUAGACAUUUUAACCAUUUUCCCUCUUGUCGGUUUUCUGCAGGAUAUAGACCAGAGAUGGGCAUCACAUAAAAUUACUGAGUUUAUUGAGAGACAGACGUUUAGUGCACAUGGGCACUAUACAGGGGCUCUUUUAUUUGCUUUUGUAAAGUUGCAGCAUGCACAUUUGUCUCUCCGUAGAACUUGUUGGUCUAGUAUCUGUCAUGUAUCCUCUGUCAAAAAUUAUAACUGAGGUGGUAGUCAGUGGUGUAUCUAUAAUGGGUGCAGGGUGUACACUGUAUACACAGACCCUAGAAUUUAGGGUGCACACACUGCACCCAGACUAUGUAAUAAUCUCCUGUCCAUAGUUCCACAGUGGCGCUGCACAAGUCACUGGGCAAGUGGCCCAGCAGCCAUUGUCCGGCAAUCUGCAUGUGCAGUAGAAAAAUCACUGAAUAUGGCCGCAGUGGCCAAUUUCCGGAGACCUGCGCAUGCACUGUAGACUCUAGCACUAUGCCAGAGUCUGUUGCUUGUACCGCCAGCUAGAGAGGAGGGGGCCUGGACAGAGACUGUACACUUGCCCCCUCCUCACUUAAUUUGCCCAUGGGGGUAGUUAUAUAAAACAGCCAUAACUUAACCAUAACGGUAAAAAAAUAAACAACAGUUAACACAAUACGUGAAUUAGAAGGGCGGGCUUGCUUUGUAGCACUUUUCUAACUUGUUAAAUGAAACCUUAAAUAAUCAAAAGAAACAUAAGUGUUGUGCAUCAAUUUUAGCAGCCAAACCCCAUUUGCUAAUGAACAUUUACAUAGCUAGAGCAACUGAACAAAUUUAUUAAAAACAAUUACAUGUUUCUGACAAUUCCUCACUUCAAAAAAAAAAAAAAAAAAACAUGAUCUCAGGUCUCGCAUUUAGCACUGAUCUCAGACUACUAGAAGACAGAUUAAAUAACUUUGCUUCUCUCCCAUUACAAUAUACAUGUGUAACAAAGGUGUUAGCUGUUCUUGUUUUAGCUGUUGUACUGUAUACUCGCAAUUACUUCUUUACACUGAUGCUCGCUGAAAGGAAUUUAGGAAAAGUGCAUAGACUCACUUAGCUGCAUUGCACAAAGAGCACAAAUCCUACAGGAGCCAACCAGACCUUCCCAUUGUACAGUGCAUUGCUGUUUACAUAAAUAAAAUCUAAGAUCUAAUUGGUUGCUAUAGAUAGAAUCACAUUUGUGUUCUUUUCAUUUUUAUUGUAAUCCUACUCAUAGCUGAGGCAGCAAUUUUCUGUGUAGAACUAAUAUUUAUCCCAUCAAUCCACUACAAACUGCCCUCAUGCCACCAUGCACAAAUUCCUUGUGAGUUGACAGGUUGUGUUUAUAUGUCUAAUAAAGGGACCACUCUAUGUGCAAAUGUAGUAGAUAAUAAAAACUGGAGCAAUAGCAAUUUGUCAUUGAAAA
This is a messenger RNA of Pseudophryne corroboree (corroboree frog), 3338 nucleotides long. Its product is annotated as ubiquinol-cytochrome-c reductase complex assembly factor 1. Gene Ontology annotation, cellular component: mitochondrion. Bases 90 to 974 code for a protein of 294 amino acids. The transcript is spliced from 10 exons. NCBI's taxonomy places the organism in Eukaryota, Metazoa, Chordata, Amphibia, Anura, Myobatrachidae. The record is from RefSeq and is a predicted model, not a curated record. Gene Ontology annotation, biological process: mitochondrial respiratory chain complex III assembly.